CUAGGGUGGGAAAAGGUUAUGGGUUCAGAAUACACUAGAUCAAGUGUUAAUUCGCCAUACCAUAUGGAUGCCAAGGAAAAGGAAUCAAUAAAGGCGGAGAUACGCAAAGAGGUGCAAGAACAAUUGCAAAGUCAAUUCAAUGCCAUUUUGAAGCACAUGAACUUUCCAACCUUGUCUAUGCCCCCGAUAACCCCAGUGGACUCAUGUAGUCACCCAAAAGAUGCCGGGGACGAUCCACUUGUUGAGAGCGAGAUUCCUAAUCCUACGCAUGCAGACUUAAGGGGGAUUGCAAACCAGACACCUGAUCCUUUUCCAGAUGUUCAGGAAGAGACGCCUUGUGAGCUACUUCACCCCGAGAAAAACAUGGAUGGUGAGUUGGUGGGGUAUGGUAGCGCACAACCGUUUGACAAGGUCCAUUUCAAGUCUAAUACUAAUACCCACUACAUCUCCGUCGGCAUCAAUUCCAUAGUACCUGGGUUUGAGGACUUGCCACUACCGGUGCCUAGAGAGGAAUAUGACUUCAUCACGCUACUUGAUGCGAAAGGUAGCUUUGUGCAAUGGGCAUGUUAG
This is a messenger RNA of Chenopodium quinoa (quinoa), 570 nucleotides long. RefSeq lists its product as uncharacterized. The coding region runs from base 19 to 570 and encodes 183 amino acids. The record is from RefSeq and is a predicted model, not a curated record. The transcript has 3 exons. Lineage: Eukaryota; Viridiplantae; Streptophyta; Magnoliopsida; Caryophyllales; Amaranthaceae.